UAAAGCCCAUGUUGCUACAUUGCUGCUUGUCUGAGGAAGACGGGAGGGGACGAAGUCGCCGCGAAUCGGAGCACCAUCUCCUCUUCGGUUGGUUGGAAGAUUCAGAACGAGUAGAAUCUCUCCUUUUUCCUCUUUUCAUCCGAGGAAGGUCCGAGAAUGGGGUUCGCUGUCUCAGCGACGGCGGUCAAGCCCUUUUUAUUGAUAAGAGCGAACCACUCGACCGCCCUCGACCUUUCCUCCGAUCGUACCGGCGGUAGUGUCUCCCGGUCGAAGAAGAACUUUGUCUUCGUCGUAAAUCCUAGAGGUGCUAAUGGAUGUACUGGAAGGGAAUGGAAGAAACUUCUGCCCUAUCUGCGCACCCGGCUUGGUGAACAGUGCAACAUAUACGAGUCUAUUACAUCUGGUCCUUUGCAUGGCGUGGACAUAACAAGGGAGGCAAUAAAGGAGGGAGUAGAUGCUGUAGUUGCUGUUGGAGGUGAUGGUACACUUCAUGAGGUCAUCAAUGGUUUCUUCUGGGAGGGUCAACCAGUGGCAGCUCUUGGACAAGGGCUUAAACCAUCCACCACACUUGGUCUCAUUCCACUUGGAACUGCCUCAGAUUUUGCUAGAACAUUUUCGUGGAGAAAUGAUCCAAAUGAAGCAAUUGAGAGAAUUCAAAGAGGAUUGAAAUCUAAACUAGAUGUUGGAAUUAUUACCGGUCAGACUGGAGAACAUCAUUUCUUCAUUAAUGUUGCAGACAUUCACUUGAGUGCAAAGGCAGGUUAUUAUGCUUCUAAAUACAAAGGUUUUGGAAAUUUUUGUUAUGUUUUGGGGGCUUUAAGGGCUUUCAUAGGGCAUGAAAGUCGGAACCUGAAAGUCAAGAUAGAUGAUGGGCAGUGGGAGGUAUUCCAUAAUGUCACUGCUAUCUGUAUAGGAAAUGGUAAAUAUUUUGGAGGUGGGAUGAAGAUAACCCCAACAGCAGAUCCAUCUAGUGGAAAACUUGAGGUUGUGAUUCUCCAAGACUUUAAGUGGUAUGACUUCGUUUUUAAAUUGCACAAACUAUAUAAUGGAUCACAUAUAUCAGAGAAAAAUGUAUGUUUGAAAAGGUGGAUGUAUAUUUUAUGUAUUGUGGCGACCUUUUGAUAUAAUAUUUGGAUCAGCUUUUGCUUUUUUGCCUGGAUUCAAACACAGUGGAAUGUUCUUUUUUCUUGUAACAUUUACAACGACAUUGACUUUUAUUUAUUUGGCCUCUCAUUUUAACCUUUACUUCUUAUUUACUUUUCCCUUUUUUUUCGAAAAUUUUGAUAAACCUUGUGAAUUGAUCUUACACAACCUGUUUCUGAUAAUAUUUACAGUGUAAAGUCAAUUGAAGUAGUUGAGGAAAUUUGCAAAGGUGACAUCUAUUACCAAUCUGAUGGAGAACAUUUAGGAUUUCUUCCUGCAAAAUGUUCAAUUCUACCAGCUGCAAUCGACUUCUUCUGCUGACAAGAUCCCAUCUGCUCUUUGUUCCAUUACAGUUUUUUAGCUACUUUAUUUUUUUAAAGCAUGCAUAGCUUGCAUUCUCUGGAAGUAUUUAUUUGCCUGUAACUGCAGAUUUGCACUAUUCUACAUGGUUGGUAUAUAUUUUCGUGUGGGGUUUCAUAGAACAUAUGAAAUAAUGAUGAGCAUAUGCAGUUGAGCGAUAAGGGGGAAAUAGAAGGUUAUUCUCCAUAUGGAAGGUGGAAGUCUACAAGGUUUCUGUACAUUGUGUAUGGGGGAAAUAUAAAAUAUUUAUAAGCAAAUUAUCAAUAUAAUUACAGCGAAUUCAUGUAGCCUACACAGAUGAUUAUGUCAUAUUUCCUUUUUUAAAAACCAGUGUUUCAGUGGAA
Zingiber officinale is the source of this 1847-nucleotide messenger RNA. Its product is annotated as sphingoid long-chain bases kinase 2, mitochondrial-like. Gene Ontology annotation, biological process: protein insertion into mitochondrial inner membrane; phosphorylation; phospholipid biosynthetic process. Gene Ontology annotation, molecular function: ATP binding; kinase activity. NCBI's taxonomy places the organism in Eukaryota, Viridiplantae, Streptophyta, Magnoliopsida, Zingiberales, Zingiberaceae. Gene Ontology annotation, cellular component: TIM22 mitochondrial import inner membrane insertion complex. The transcript has 12 exons. The coding region runs from base 157 to 1122 and encodes 321 amino acids. The record is from RefSeq and is a predicted model, not a curated record.